UAAAAUAAUCGAAAAUCGCCCUAAUUUUUUUAUUUCAACACAUUCAUCACCCACCCCUUUGUUCGAAUCUCGACGGCGGAAACAAAGUGGAAGCUUUUAUCUAAACCCUAUCUCCGGCGAAACAGAUGACCGACUUCGAAGAUCACGCGGGAAACGGCGCGGCUGUUGAUGGCGGCGAAAUCGAGAAUCAAUUAGAAUCGAAAUCUCAGGAAGAAAGGCGUGACAAUGAAAGGGAGUGUUCGAGAAGUAAAGAUAGAGAAAGAGAGAAGAGCCGUGAUAAGGACUCCGAUCGUCGAAGCAGAGACAGAGAUGUUGAUCACAAAAGCAAGGAGAGGAGUAGAGACAGAGAUGGUGGUCAUCACCGAAGUAGUCGUCACAGGGAUCGUAGCAGGGACCGUAGUGAUAGAAGAGAUGAUGAUGAUGAUGAUGACCACCGUAGAAGCCGUGACCGUGACUAUGAUAGGCGUAGAGAUGAUAGACGUCGCCGUAGGUCUCGUUCUCGUUCCAAGGAUAGAUCUCGUCAUCGCAGAUCUCGAUCUCCAUCAAAACCGAAGCGGGUGAGUGGAUUCGACAUGGCACCUCCAGCCUCUGCUAUGUUAGCUGCUGGUGCUGCUACUCCUGUUACAGCCCAAGUUCCUCCCGCACCACCAACUAUUGGAAUGUUUCCCAACAUAAUGUCCUUACCAAAUGGACAGGCGUUUGGGGGACUCCCUAUGAUGCCAAUCCAGGCUAUGACACAGCAGGCGACUAGGCAUGCUCGCAGAGUCUAUGUUGGUGGCCUUUCCCCUCAAGCCAAUGAACAGUCAGUGGCUACUUUUUUUAGUCAAGUUAUGGCUGCUGUUGGUGGGAACACUGCUGGUCCAGGUGAUGCUGUUGUUAAUGUUUACAUCAACCAUGAGAAGAAGUUUGCUUUUGUGGAGAUGCGUUCUGUUGAAGAGGCUAGUAACGCAAUGUCUUUGGACGGGAUUAUCUUUGAGGGAGCUCCAGUGAAGGUGAGAAGGCCUAGUGACUAUAACCCAUCUCUAGCUGCAUCACUUGGUCCAAGCCAUCCCAGUCCCCAUCUAAACUUAGCUGCUGUUGGUCUGACUCCAGGUGCUUCCGGUGGGCUCGAGGGUCCAGACCGUAUUUUCGUCGGCGGGCUUCCGUACUACUUCACCGAGUUGCAAGUCAGGGAGCUGCUUGAGAGCUUUGGAGCCCUCAAGGGCUUUGAUCUCGUGAAAGACAGAGAGACUGGCAACUCUAAAGGAUACGCUUUCUGUGUCUACCAAGAAGUCGCCGUUACAGACAUUGCGUGCGCUGCCCUAAACGGCAUCAAAAUGGGAGAUAAGACACUUACCGUGAGACGUGCCAACCAGGGAGCAAUGCAGCCGAAACCUGAACAAGAGAGUGUAUUGAUGCAUGCUCAACAGCAGAUUGCUUUUCAGGUGAAUAUGUUACAGCCAGGCCCAGUGGCAACAACGGUUGUGUGUUUGACUCAAGUUGUUAAUGAGGAUGAGCUUAGAGACGACGAGGAGUUUGAAGAUAUCAUGGAAGACAUGAGACAAGAAGGCGGAAAGUUUGGUGCUUUGACCAGCGUUGUGAUUCCGCGUCCCAGCCCCAGCGGUGAGCCAGUUGCAGGCCUUGGCAAGGUGUUCUUGAAGUAUGGUGAUACGGAUGGAUCGUCGAGGGCAAGAAGCGGGAUGAAUGGUAGGAAGUUUGGAGGUAACCAAGUGGUUGCUGUGUUCUACCCUGAAGACAAGUUUGAACAGGGAGACUACGGAGCCUGAGCCAUAUCUCUGUUUCUUUGCUUUUCAAGACCUUGUAAAAGUUUUUUUUUUUUUUUUUUGCUUCAGUUAAGGGUAAGGGACCCUUUUGCAUGUGAUUUUAAGACCAAGAGGUGACUUUAAUAAAUUUUAUUUAUAGUUGACAA
Messenger RNA from Raphanus sativus (radish), 1909 nucleotides. Its product is annotated as splicing factor U2af large subunit A-like. Gene Ontology annotation, cellular component: nuclear speck; nucleus; U2AF complex. Gene Ontology annotation, molecular function: poly-pyrimidine tract binding; pre-mRNA 3'-splice site binding. Gene Ontology annotation, biological process: mRNA processing. The record is from RefSeq and is a predicted model, not a curated record. Bases 126 to 1766 code for a protein of 546 amino acids. NCBI's taxonomy places the organism in Eukaryota, Viridiplantae, Streptophyta, Magnoliopsida, Brassicales, Brassicaceae. The transcript is spliced from 11 exons.